AUGCGUCGACGUUCUCUUUAUUAUAUUACACAUGCCGUUGGUAAUAAAAUUCAAAUUACAACAGUUUUUAUAAUCUUUGAAUUAGCACUAUUGUUAUUUCGUUUCAUAGUAUCUUGUUUUCUUAUUAGUUGUAUGACAUUACUCGGACUUUUAUUAUCAUCGGAUAGUGGUAAUAAAAUACUCUUGCAGAUUACAACUCUUCUCACUGUUAUUAUGUUCAGUUUACUUCUAUCAGAAAUUAUGCCACCAAGUUCACAUGCUAUACCGAUUAUUACCGUUUAUUUCAUGUGUGUUAUGAUCAUGCCAGUGGUUUCAGUUAUUGCAUCAGUAUUAGUAUUAUUGCUUCAUUUUCGAAAUUCUAAAAAUUAUACAAUGCCAUUAUGGCCAAAAGAAUCUUUAGUCACUCGAUGGAAAUCGGAUCCAUUUGCACGUGGUUCUUAUUCAUAUGUUGCUGUUGGUGCCACAGGUGAUGAUUAUGAUAUAUUAGGUCGUCCAGUUGAAUAUCCUGGUGAUAAAAUUCCACGUGUAUAUUUUGCUGGUGAACAUACAAAUCGAAAUUAUCCAGCAACAGUUCAUGGUUCUUUAUUAAGUGGUUUACGUGAAGCUCGACGUAUAGCUGAUACUUUUCUUGGUUCGAUAUAUGAAAUUUCAGCACCUUAA
This is a messenger RNA of Rotaria sp. Silwood2, 660 nucleotides long. The record is from the annotation of a GenBank genome assembly. NCBI's taxonomy places the organism in Eukaryota, Metazoa, Rotifera, Eurotatoria, Philodinida, Philodinidae.